Molecule: messenger RNA, 639 nt
Organism: Rhizophagus irregularis DAOM 181602=DAOM 197198
Lineage: Eukaryota; Fungi; Glomeromycota; Glomeromycetes; Glomerales; Glomeraceae
Source: RefSeq, a predicted model, not a curated record
AUGUCAGAAAUGUCAGAAUAUUAUCACGGCUAUACAUCCAUUUGUUCUUACAUAAGAAAUCGUAACGAGACUUGUUCCUUUCACGAGUUCAUAGACCUUUACCAGGAAAUGAUUAUACAUUCCCCACCAAACACUGAUGACUGGAGUGGUUUAGAAACUGCAUGGGAAAUGAGAUUCCUAAGAAGCAAAUCCGUAAUCAAUAAUCACAUUUCCGGAAGUCUAAAAAUAUUGGACGCCACGGCUAAAUAUAAUACAAAUACGAUCGUUUCGAAAGUUUUGAAUCCUCGAGAAAUAGAUACGGAUGCUUCAUCACCAAAUGAACGUUUAAAGUCUGAUGAACAUUUCAUGCCUGUCCGUGAACCAAAGCGGAAAAAGCAGUCUAUUUCGAAAAAGAAUAAAGAAUCUAAGGAACAAGCUAACUCCAAGAUGGACGAGGUCGAUGUUUUUUUCCAAAGUCCCUCACAAACGGAAUGCAAUGACGAUGACAACUCUCGAAAGAUGAAUGUGUAUGAUUACGAAAAAUAUGAAAAAUCUUAUGCUAAAUUGGAUGAUUCCAAUAAGUGGGUACUCACAACCGCACAUAUUACAGCACCUGUGACUUGCAUGUCCGGCAAUAUCUGUUAUAGUGUAAAAAAAUAG